AUGGAAGAGGAACAAGUUUCACCAGACAAGACCGAGACUGAGCUCAAAGUGGAUUUUAAAAUGACACCCUAUAAGAAUGGCAUGCAAAAGAUGUUACACACUUUAUUUUUUAAAUCACUUAUAGCUACCUCAUCCCUGAAUUCCCAACUCCAGCAACUCCAGCAUCUUCAACAAUUCCAGCAGCAGCAACAGCAGCAGAGCCAAAUUAGCCAGCAAGCACAGGGACAAGCUAGUCAAUCCCAACAGCAACCAACACAGCCACAACUGCCUCAACAGCAACAGCACCCUCCACUUCCACCACCACAGCAACAGCCUCACAAUCAAAAUCCACCAGUUCCAGCUCACCAAACUUCAAGCUCCCCCACAAAGACCAACCUACCUCCAGGUCAUGGUCUUCCCUCUUCACUCACAUCCUCAAAUCCCCUCCAGCUGGUUAAUAAUCCUCUGGCAAGUCAAGCAGCCACUGCCGCAGCCGCCAUGGGCUCAAUAGCUAACUCACCAGCUUUUGGCAAUGUACUCUCCAGUCUUCAAGGGGUCACAGGUCAACUAGUUACUAAUGCACAAGGACAGAUUAUUGGAACAAUUCCACUAAUGCCUAAUCCAGUCUCAUCCAAUCAAGCAGCAGCAGGAGCUCAGGGCUUUCAAGUACAGCCAAUUACACCACAGUUAUUGACCAAUUCCCAAGGUCAAAUCAUUGCAACAGUAAUUGGAAACCAGAUAUUGCCAGUAAUCAACACACAAGGAAUCACACUGUCACCUCUCAAGCCAGGCCAACAACUCCAUCAACCUUCUCAAGCACAAGUAGGACAAACAGCCUCACAGACCAAUCUUCUACACCUGACUCAUAGUCAAGCAUCUAUAUCUCAAAGCCCAGUGCGUCAGGCUUCUUCUUCCUCCUCCUCCUCCUCCUCCUCCUCAUCUUCAGCUUUGAGUGUUGGCCAAUUAGUCAACAAUCCCCAAAUAGCCUCUAGUGAGGUGGAUGGGGUGAAUCUUGAAGAAAUACGAGAAUUUGCCAAAGCUUUUAAAAUCCGACGCCUGUCUCUUGGUCUCACUCAGACACAAGUCGGCCAAGCUCUAAGUGCCACGGAGGGUCCAGCCUACAGCCAGUCUGCCAUCUGCAGACACACCAUCCUGAGAAGCCACUUUUUCCUACCACAGGAAGCCCAAGAGAACACUAUAGCUAGCAGUCUGACAGCCAAACUGAACCCUGGCCUUUUGUAUCCUGCCAGGUUUGAAAAGCUGGACAUCACCCCUAAAAGUGCCCAGAAGAUAAAGCCGGUGCUUGAACGAUGGAUGGCUGAGGCUGAGGCCCGCCAUCGAGCAGGUAUGCAGAACCUUACUGAAUUUAUUGGAAGCGAACCAUCCAAAAAGCGCAAGAGGCGCACUUCCUUCACCCCACAAGCUCUUGAAAUCUUGAAUGCCCAUUUUGAGAAGAACACCCAUCCCUCCGGGCAGGAAAUGACAGAAAUUGCACAGAAACUGAACUAUGAUCGGGAAGUGGUUAGGGUAUGGUUCUGCAAUAAAAGGCAAGCACUGAAGAAUACAAUUAAACGUCUAAAACAGAAUGAGCCUGUAACAGCAGCCCCAAUGGAGCCCUUAACAGACUCUCUGAAAGAAGACUCUUAAAUGGAUAGAUAUAAAGGGGAAAACACCCAGACAAAAAAAAAAUGAACAUCAUUAU
Molecule: messenger RNA, 1681 nt
Organism: Thamnophis sirtalis
Lineage: Eukaryota; Metazoa; Chordata; Lepidosauria; Squamata; Natricidae
Source: RefSeq, a predicted model, not a curated record